Messenger RNA from Amoebophrya sp. A120, 2863 nucleotides. The record is from the annotation of a GenBank genome assembly. Lineage: Eukaryota; Dinophyceae; Syndiniales; Amoebophryaceae.
CCGGAUUGGAAAAUAAGGAAGUAAAUCCUCCUGUCGAUCUCACAUCCAUUCGCUUUUUUUUCCGCGUUAGCUUUGUUCGUACUCUAUUUCAAAAUAACAAGAUGUUGAAGAUGGAACUUUUAUUUCUGCCGCAAGUCAAGGAUCGCUAUCCCGCAAACCGAUCGCAAAAAGACGUGGGUCUCCACGCCUGCUUGAGGUGGUUGGUGUCCCGUUCGUAGUUGCUUCCUGAGCAGGCUCACCGCGGGAGCAGCGAUUAUGGGGAACGUAGUGAAUCAACUGGCGUUUCCGGCGCCGGACCCGCGGUAUUCGCAGCCCUUUCUCGAAGAGCGCGGCGAUCAGGUGGUGUACUUUAAAACGAGUAAAAAUUACCGCAUCCUCGCGGUGUAUCUGAACAACGAGGAGCGGUCCCGCCGGGCGCACGACGGCGAGCACUUUGUGAUCCUCUACUCACACGGCAAUGCCGAGGACGUGGGGCUGGCUAUACCCUACCUGGAGGAGCUCACGAAGAUUACCGAAUGUUCCGUCUUUGCCUACGAAUAUGAGGGGUACAAAGUGUGAGCAUAGUUGUUCCACCGCCUGUGAGCAGUCGUGUUGUUGUGUUUGCUCAACAUCUUAGCCAAAAAUCGAUGAGAUGGCAAGUCCGGCAACAGCAUACGAGUUCAUAUUUUUCUUUGCUUGAGGCUUCCGCUCAGCCUUGUGCCGUCUCAGUACGACUAUGUUCAUCUUCCCCACAGGAGACGUUCGGAUCUUUUUUCCCGAUGAUCGAUCGAAGAAUCAGAAAGGAAGAAAACGAAUCGAUAAGGUACUCGCUGUCAGACGGGGAGCCGACCGAACAGGGGUGCUAUCGAUCGGUAAACGCCGCGUACAAGUACCUGACUGAGAAGCUGCAGUUUCUAUGAAUUGCAAAAAUGUCUGGGUCUGGAAGAUUGCGAGACUUGUCACGCAUGUUUUGCAUUGGCCGUGAUGUCUGUGAUGCAUGCCCUACCAUCACAGAUUUUUUGAGGGCUUCGCGAUGCCUAUUCCGCAUGACAGAUGCCCUCUCCACGUAGCAAAAAUUGCAUUCCCUUUGCUGCUCAUGCAAUACAGAUUUUUCUGGAAUCCAAAUUCAGCAUCACAAGUUGCAUUCUUCCAGACCCAGACAUUUUUGCAUUUGAUAGUUUCAGCCGUCGAGCAUCUUCGUGUUCGGGCGCUCCAUCGGCUCCGGGCCCAGCACGGACCUGGCGAGCAGGUUGCCCAGUUGCGCAGGCUUGGUUCUGCAGAGCCCGAUCGAAUCGGGGGCGCGGGCGGUGUUCGGCUCGGUAGUGGCGACAGUGGGCAGUGGGCUGGACAUUUUCAAGAACAUCGAGAAGAUCGAACGAGUGAGGGUAUCGAGUGAGACAGUAAUUGAUUGUUUCCAAAAGCCCUAGGAGCAGCCCCCCUAUGCCUAUGCUAGCAACUAAGAUGAUGUUGAUGACGAUGAUUUUAGGGUUCUUCGAGUUGAAGAGGUUGACUGCACAAGAAACAGCUGUGUUUUUGCGACAGAGCGCGAAGCGAAGUCCUGCUCUUAUCUGUGCGACGAUUAAAGCCAUACGACCGCAAUCGCAGGCGCCGGUUUGUAUCAUGCACGGCGAAGCAGACGAAGUUGUUCCGAUCACGAACGGACGGAACCUCUACAAGCGCGUGCGGGAGUUAUGCAACGCAAAUGCGUCUCGGUCGGGAUGAGCCGUUAAGUAGUUGUGUAUCGGUGAAAAAGAACACACAAAGCGUGCAAGUGAAUUUUACGUUUGCCACGAUGCGAUGAAAAUGCGGUUUGUCAUGCGCGCUGCGUGUGAGGCUGCAUCCGUCCAAAAUUUUUUCAUGCGUGGCUGCAGUAGGAAGUCAGUGUCUUGAUGAUCAUACAGACUCGAGCAUCACCAAUGUCCAGCCCCAGACGUGGUUGCCUUUGAUAAGAGUGCCAGCAGAACCAGGCGGCCAGCGUGGUGAAGUUUCCGCCACUUUGGAUUCCCAACCACGGGCACAAUGACAUGCCGGAGCACGUGUGUUUGCACCACGUUUCCAAGUUUAUCAAGACCGUGUUGCACGCGCGCCGCGAGCAGGCGGGGAGUUCCGUGCCGCGAGUUGGCGGCGGAGUCAGCGUUGUCAGUCGGCAGAGUGGUGGAGCAGCGGAUGUGACGUCGACCCUAGCUGCAAAUAGUAACGUGAAUGCUACGAAUGCCGCAGCGACUCCGGAGGUACUAGCGGGGAAAAACCUAUCUUGGCGAAGCAGCGGAAGGGGACAAAACACAAACACCACACUAUCCUGAGUAAAAACGUACCCACCCCAGAGUUGAGAUGGGGACUUUGCAACACAAACCUAGGAGUUUUGUGAGUCACGCAUGACAAGUUGCGCUCUGCAGUGUAGUGCAGGUUAGCAAGUGCAGCCGCGUCACAGAUUCAUCUGCUCAUCCUGUUCACAGCAUCACAAAUUCCAAAACACGAUUGGAAAUGGCUCUCAUGGGGAUACGCAUUACAAGUCUUCCUGUCUUUGCAAAUCUGCAUUACAACUCUGGUGUGGGUACGUUUUUGCUCAGGAUACACACCCGAUGGCGUUGACGCAGCCGUCAAUGUGAACAACAGCUCAGUGAUCGCAAACACGGUAAAAACACCCACAGUUGGCGGCAUCGGAAUAUCGCCCAUUGCCGUGAAAAAGAAAAGAGCUUCAACAGGAGGUGGAGUUGUACCACCGCGUGCAGACACCAGUGCAGCAACUGCUGGGGGUAAAAAUUCUUUGCAAGAGCAGGACACCGCAUCAUGUUCUUUCGGUCUGCCCGCGGAGCAGGCGCAGGUGCGUUGUUCGCUGCUGCUGCUCCCCUCUGCGGUGCCUUUCGGGAUGAAACCAGUUUAG